This is a messenger RNA of Gastrolobium bilobum, 2028 nucleotides long. RefSeq names its product eukaryotic translation initiation factor 2A. Gene Ontology annotation, cellular component: cytosolic small ribosomal subunit. The transcript has 14 exons. Gene Ontology annotation, molecular function: protein binding; tRNA binding; ribosome binding. The record is from RefSeq and is a predicted model, not a curated record. Bases 110 to 1663 code for a protein of 517 amino acids. Gene Ontology annotation, biological process: translational initiation. Lineage: Eukaryota; Viridiplantae; Streptophyta; Magnoliopsida; Fabales; Fabaceae.
AACCAAAUAAAUAAAAUUUUAAAACAUUGUGAGUGAAGUGAGUCGUGAGUUGUCAUCUGCCGUGAAGACCAGUUGUAGUGUGUCCCUCCGCUACAAAUUCCGGCUUCUAAUGGCAUCAGAUGACCACUCACUGUCUCUGGAGAUAUUAGUUCGUGAACCUGAAGAAUUUUCACUGUGGACUGGACCCCCUUUCGCCAAUGGCCAACCUGGUGUUAAGCUCGAAAAAGUUAAUUGUGUGAAUGCAAAAUUCAGUGAUGAUGGGUCUAAACUCAUGGUCAUGAAAUCCAAUUCUGUGAUUAGUGUUUAUGACUGCAAAAAUGCUAAAGAGAUUAGGUCUUUUGAAGUGCCCAAUGUUGGAGCUGCUAUCUUGUCCCCAUGUGGUACUUAUUUGCAAACAUUUCAAAAACUUUCUGUGCCACAAGAAAAGAACGUCACACUGUGGAAAACGGAGACUGGUGAUCAUGUUUAUCAACACUCCCAAAAGAACAUCACAAAGACCAAUUGGCCUGCGAUUCAAUUCAGCUCCGAUGAAGCUACCGCAUGCCGGUUGGCAACGAAUGAGGUACAAUUUUUUGAUGCUGGGGAUUUCUCUAAAGGAGUUAUCCAUCGGUUAAGAGUUCCACGAGUUGCUGCUAUUGAGCUUUCAAGUGCACCUGGGUCUCAUAUAGCUGCCUUUUUUCCAGAAUCCAAGGGCGGUCCUGCUAGUGUACAAAUAUUUGCUUGUGGAAAUGCUUCUCAAAGUCAACCCAUUGCUCGACGGAGUUUUUUCCGAUGUUCAACCACCCAACUUAAAUGGAAUCGUGGUUCUACUGGGCUUCUAGUGGUGGUGCAGUCAGAUGUUGACAAAACUAAUCAGAGUUACUAUGGAGAAUCAAAGUUGUGCUACCUUACAACAGAUGGGAUGCAUGAAGGACUUGUGCCUCUUCAGAAAGACGGGCCUAUUCAUGAUGCUCAGUGGUCAUGUUCUGGCUUGGAAUUUGCUGUUGUAUAUGGGUUUAUGCCUGCUAAAGCAACUUUGUUUGACAAGAAGUGCAAUCCUUUGCUGGAGCUUGGAACUGGUCCUUACAACACUAUUCGAUGGAAUCCCAAAGGCAAAUUUUUAUGUUUGGCUGGCUUCGGUAACUUGCCUGGUGAUAUGGUAUUCUGGGAUUACAUAGAUAGGAAACAGCUUAAAGCAACUAAAGCUGAAUGGUCCGUGACUAGUGAAUGGUCUCCGGAUGGGUGCUAUUUCAUGACAGCGACAACAGCUCCAAGGCUUCAAGUUGACAAUGGGAUCAAGAUUUUUCACUACGAUGGGUCAUUGUACUUCAACAAGAUGUUUGAGAAGUUGUACCAGGCUGAUUGGAAACCAGAGUCACCAAGUAAGUUUGGUGACAUCAAUGAAUUAAUCAAGUCUCUAGACUUGGGAAAAGUUGAAGAUAAAAAACCAGCAGGUCAAGGACCAAAAUCAACCCAGGCUUCUAUAAAAGCCUCUUCUGCCAACCCCCCUGUACAAAAACCUGCUGCUUAUCGCCCACCACACGCUAAGAAUGCAGCUGCUAUUCAGGCAGAGUUGCUUGGAGAGAGCUCUGCAGAAUCAAUGAGCAAGAAUGCGUUACGAAACAAGAAAAAGAGGGAGAAACAGAGGGAGAAAAAGGCUGCUUCUGAUGCCAGUUCUUCGUGAUCCCUGACCCAUUCUAAGUUCCUUUUCUACUACUACAUGAAAAUUUGAGUCUUCUGGUUUAUGUUUCCUAGAUUUAAUUAUAUCACGUGGGGGCAGCGAACUUGGGCAGUUUUGGUUUGAUCAGAUUUUGAUGUGACUGUAAUUUUGUGGUUUUGUAGUUUCCUAUUGGGAUAUAAAUGGUGAGAGUUGCCUCCAUUGGAAGAGAAGUGGAAUAAUGAGCAUGAUAAUUACAUAUACACACAGAAAAGAUAGGAAUAAAAAUAAACGCCAGCUCAAAAGUAAACGGUGCAUAAACCCCAAAGCCUUUAUAUGCAUGAUAUUCCCUCUUAUUGGUUCCACUUAUUUCUUUACGAUGAAUAAUAUAU